Molecule: messenger RNA, 579 nt
Organism: Colletotrichum tamarilloi
Lineage: Eukaryota; Fungi; Ascomycota; Sordariomycetes; Glomerellales; Glomerellaceae
Exons: 3
Coding region: 1-579 (192 amino acids)
Source: RefSeq, a predicted model, not a curated record
AUGACAGUGCAGGAGGAGGCAGUGGAAGAAGACGGGAGGAAAGAAAAGAGGAGGCGGAGAAGGAAGAAGCAACAGCACAGCGCAGCACAGCAAUGGACGCAAGCACCGUCGCCGAGGCCCCCUCCUCUUCUCCCGAGUCCCCCCCCCCCCCCUUCUAUUCGUAUCGUGGCGGGUUACCCCUCUCCACUCCCACUCACUCGUGACCUCCAGCUGGCCGCGGACGUGGACUCUGACGGCGCGGUGGUAAGGUACGUGUACGCAGUAGUCACUGGUGCACCUGCUUUGCGGCCUUGCCAUGCUCGCUCGCCCUGCUCAUUCGGGGUUACAGGUUGGCUGGUAUGUACCUCAACUCAUCCACUCCCGCUUCAGGGCUCCCCUUCCCCCCCCCUCUCCACUACAUCCUCGGCCAGCAGGCCCAAGGAUAAUGGCCCGCCGCCCAGCACCUCCAGUUCGGAUCCCAACUCACACAUCCCUCCCUUGCUCAUUCUGAUGGAGCCGGCCCAGCAGGCCCAGGUCGGAUCUAUUCUGCUGUUCUGGUGGCCCGGUGAACAAACACUGGAGCCCGUUCCAGUUUCCUAA